UACCGGAGGGUCAUAAAAUUUUCCAGUUUGGAUACUGUGCGUACGCCGCUACCCUGCUUCCUUUUCCUUUCUCCAAGACUGAGCAGUAUAAUUUAUCUCUCUCCCCUGUCGAAGAAGUCCUCACUUAUACUUUUUAACCAAACAACAAAUUAAACAUGUCUGACGUCGAAGAACAACCAAUUGUCGAAGAAGUUGCCGUUGAACAGCAGUCCGGCUCUAUCUCCAUCGAAGAUGCCUUGAAGGGUGUUUUGAGAACCUCUUUGGUUCACGAUGGUUUGGCUCGUGGUUUGAGAGAGGCCUCUAAGGCUUUGUCCAGAAGAGAAGCCCAGAUGUGUGUCUUGUGUGACUCUGUUACCGAAGAAAACAUCAUUAAGUUGGUCGAAGCUUUGUGUAACGAGCCAGAAGAGAAGAUUCCAUUGAUCAAGGUCUCUGACGCCAAGAAGUUGGGUGAAUGGGCCGGUCUCUGCUCUUUGGACAGAGAAGGUAACGCCAGAAAGGUUGUCGGUGCCUCUUGUGUCGUCAUCAAGAACUGGGGUGCUGACUCUGCCGAACGUAACGUUUUGUUGGAGUACUUCUCCCAGCAGUAGAUUAUUUCACUAAACUUGUAACCAGGGCUUGCCUCUGCGAGUUUAUUUGAAUGUAUUCUGUUGAAAGCACCAGGAACAAUGCCCCGAGAUAAAGGGUUUUUGUAUUUAUGAAUAAUUUGUACUUGUUUUCUGUUGAUUAUAUUGUAGCAAUGC
Molecule: messenger RNA, 740 nt
Organism: Babjeviella inositovora NRRL Y-12698
Lineage: Eukaryota; Fungi; Ascomycota; Pichiomycetes; Serinales
Gene: RPS12
Product: 40S ribosomal protein eS12
Exons: 1
Coding region: 156-587 (143 amino acids)
Biological process (GO): translation
Cellular component (GO): cytosolic small ribosomal subunit; ribosome
Molecular function (GO): structural constituent of ribosome
Source: RefSeq, a predicted model, not a curated record